Tarenaya hassleriana is the source of this 3392-nucleotide messenger RNA. RefSeq names its product leucine-rich repeat receptor-like tyrosine-protein kinase PXC3. The record is from RefSeq and is a predicted model, not a curated record. The transcript is spliced from 2 exons. Gene Ontology annotation, biological process: protein phosphorylation. Gene Ontology annotation, molecular function: ATP binding; protein kinase activity; protein binding. NCBI's taxonomy places the organism in Eukaryota, Viridiplantae, Streptophyta, Magnoliopsida, Brassicales, Cleomaceae. The coding region runs from base 589 to 3258 and encodes 889 amino acids.
UCCCUCCUUUCCCUCAGUGCGCUCUCUCUCUCUCUCUCUCUCUCUCUCUCUCUCUCUCUCUCUGUGGAGUGAGGAUCUUUGUUUGGCCUCUGCAAUCGUAUUUCCGUGUUAUAGGAAAAACAAGAAUUGCGCUUCAUCCCUCCGCAUAGGCCCCGCUCUAAGUUCAUUGAUCAGUCUCUUCCCCUCCCUUUUGUAUACUUUCCCCCUUUCUCCAUGGCAAUUUCUUUGAUGGGUUUCUCCCUCUUUUCACCCUGAAAUUAUGGGUUUUUCUCUCUCCUCUCCCCCUGCGACACUCAAAAGCAGUUCCUUCCUUUCUCAGGAAUCUCAGCUGGGUUUUGUCCGGAAACAGCAGUCAACAGUUAUCUCUACUCCAAAACCCGGACUUUUCCCAGCUUUCAUGGCGAAAAGACCAAGGGUUUUCUUUUUCCUUUUUGUUUUCACCUUCUUGGCGGUCCUUCGCUUGAGUUAAAUCUCGAAUCGAUGUUCUUCUGCCAAUCAGUCUCUUGGUGGUAACUGUUCUUUGUGUGCGUGUGUGUGUCUGGAGGAAGAACAAAGAAGAAUCAGUUCUUGUCCGGCCUGAGAAGAAAAAUGGCCUUUUGGUGCAUGUUAGUUCUUCUGAUUGCUGGGUUUCUGUCGAAAUCCGAGCUGGUGGAAGCUCAGCCAAGUGAAGGAGCCACAUUGAUCGCCAUUAACAGAGAGCUCGGAGUUGCUGGGUGGGGUGACAAUGGCACGGAUUACUGCACAUGGACCAGGCUCAAAUGUGGCGCCAACCACUCGUUUGUUGAAAUGCUUGAUCUUUCAGGGCUUCAGCUUAGAGGUAAUGUCACUCUAAUCUCUGAGCUCAAGAGCUUGAAACAUCUAGAUCUCUCGAGCAACAACUUCAACGGACCAAUCCCCCCGGCUCUUGGCAACUUGUCCGAGCUCGAGUUUCUUGAUUUGUCCCUGAACCGGUUUGCGGGGAAAAUUCCAGCAGAGUUGGGCAAGCUCAGGAGCCUCAGAGCCCUUAACCUUUCCAAUAACUUGCUAGUGGGAGAGAUACCUGACGAGCUUAUGCUUCUGGAUAAGCUGGAGGAGUUUCUGGUCUCUAGCAAUGGCUUGAACGGUUCCAUACCUGACUGGGUCGGGAAUCUGAACAAUCUCAGGGUUUUUACAGCCUACGAGAACGAACUGGCGGGCGAGAUACCUGAUGGGUUGGGCUCGGAAUCUGAAUUGGAGUUGUUGAAUCUUCACUCGAACCGGCUCGAGGGGAGGAUACCAGAGAGCAUCUUUGAAAAGGGUAAGCUCCAAGUUUUGGUCUUGACGCAGAAUAGGCUAACUGGCCAACUCCCACAAUCAGUAGGAAUCUGCAAUGGCCUUUCUAGCAUUAGGAUUGGGAAUAAUGAGCUUGUAGGAGUCAUUCCAAGGACAAUUGGAAACAUCAGCGCCCUUACUUACUUCGAAGCAGACAGUAACCAUCUCUCGGGUGAGAUUGUUGCAGAGUUUUCCAAGUGUUCUAAUCUCACUCUGCUAAAUUUGGCAUCAAACGGGUUGACAGGAUCCAUCCCCACAGAGCUUGGCCAGCUUAUGAAUCUUCAAGAGCUGAUCCUCUCGAGUAAUAGUCUCUACGGUGAUAUCCCGGAAUCGAUUCUCGGGUGCAAAAACCUCAAUAAGCUUGACUUGAGCAAUAACAGACUCAACGGCACCAUACCGAAGGAAAUCUGCAGCAUGCCAAGGCUUCAGUUCUUGCUCUUGGACCAGAAUUCCAUAAGAGGGGAGAUACCUCGCGAGAUCGGAAACUGUCUGAAGCUGCUUGAGCUACAACUGGGUAGGAAUGACUUGACUGGAACUAUCCCUCCCGCGAUCGGUCGGAUGAGGAAUUUGCAAAUAGCACUCAACCUGAGCUUCAAUAAUCUCCAUGGAUCGCUGCCUCCCGAGUUAGGGAAGCUUGACAAGUUGGUUUCUUUAGACGUCUCAAAUAAUCUGCUCACGGGUUCCAUACCGCAGUUGCUUAAAGGUAUGCUAAGCUUGAUCGAGGUGAAUUUCUCCAAUAACCUCCUGAAUGGCCCGGUUCCAAACUUUGUCCCCUUCCAAAAGUCGCCAAAUUCGAGCUUUUCUGGUAACAAAGGGCUUUGUGGGGAACCGUUGAGCUCUUCGUGCGGGUAUCCCGAUGGUCUGGAACACAUGAAAUACACUCACAGGGUUUCAUACAGGAUCGUCCUAGUGGUAAUUGGUUCUGGAGUGGCCGUCUUUGUAUCUGUCACUGUGGUUGUUCUGCUCUUCAUGAUGAGGGAGAAACAAGAAAAAGCUGGUAAAAGUGUCGACCUUGAAGAAAACUCGGAGGAUAACCAACCGACAAUCAUAGCGGGAAACAUCUUUCUCGAGAAUCUUCAACAGGCUAUUGAUCUAGACGCAGUUGUGAAAGCAACUCUGAAGGAAUCAAACAAACUCAGCACAGGAACUUUCAGUUCGGUCUACAAAGCAGUCAUGCCUUCUGGGAUGAUCAUUUCGGUGAAGAAACUCAAGUCUGUGGACAGAACCAUAACCCAUCAUCAAAACAAAAUGAUCAGAGAGCUGGAAAGGCUUAGCAAGCUUUGCCAUGAUCAUUUGGUCAGACCAAUCGGGUUCGUGAUUUAUGAAGAUGUCGCUCUGCUGUUGCAUCAGCAUUUCCCCAACGGGAUUUUAGCCCAGUUGCUUCAUGAGUUCACCAAGAAACCAGAGUACCAACCUGACUGGCCAACAAGACUGUCUAUCGCCAUUGGAGUAGCACAAGGGUUAGCAUUUCUCCACCAUGUCGCCAUCAUUCACCUCGAUAUUUCCUCAAGCAACGUUUUUCUGGAUGCCGGGUUCAAACCCGUACUCGGAGAAAUCGAGAUAUCAAAGCUCCUAGAUCCAUCUCGAGGCACUGCAAGUAUCAGUGCAGUUGCAGGCUCAUUCGGCUACAUUCCUCCAGAAUACGCGUAUACAAUGCAAGUUACCGCACCAGGAAAUGUCUAUAGCUAUGGGGUUGUGUUGCUUGAGAUACUCACCUCGAGAGAGCCGGUAGACGAGGAAUUUGGUGAAGGAGUGGAUUUGGUGAAGUGGGUCCAUGGAGCUUCAGCAAGAGGAGAAACACCAGAGCAGAUACUGGACGCAAGGCUUAGCACAGUGUCCUUUGCUUGGAGGAAAGAAAUGCUAAUGGCUCUGAAAGUGGCAUUACUCUGCACUGAUAUCACUCCGGCAAAACGGCCAAAGAUGAAAAAAGUUGUGGAAAUGCUUCAGGAGAUCAAGCAGAGCAAGUGAAGAGAGGACAAUGAUGGCCACACCCCUGAAUGGAUGUAACUUUGUAUCCAUAUUUAUAAGCUUUUUGGUACACAGGGAUGUAACUUUGUAUCCAUAUAUAUAUAAAAAAGCACUGAAGAAAAAGCUUGCUCUUC